Molecule: messenger RNA, 1406 nt
Organism: Bactrocera oleae (olive fruit fly)
Lineage: Eukaryota; Metazoa; Arthropoda; Insecta; Diptera; Tephritidae
Source: RefSeq, a predicted model, not a curated record
AUUUGCCUUAGAUUUUUCGGUUAAACAAGUUAAAACUUUUGAAAACAUAGAACUGUUUUCAAAAUUUUUCUAAAUUUAAGAAUAAAUAAUCAACUAUACAUAAAUAAAAACCUUAAUAUAGUACUCUUAUGGCACCAAAAGCUCAAUUCACUCUGGAAGAAAUGGCCAAGAUUGCAUUAGGCGCUCCAGAACUGACCAGUACGAGUGUCCACGUACUUCAUAGACUCAUUAAUGUGAUUCUCAAAAAACUUAAUUGCCAGAAUGAUACGGUUUCGAUUUGUGGCGUAGAAUCCGACUGCUUGGCUGAGCUCUUGAACAAAUCUAAGUCGGCCCCAAUCACAUUGGACGAUACACAGGUAUCAAUUAUUGGGCCGAAAUUGUACGCCAUCACAGAGCUGGAAAGGUCAAUCGAAGAAGUGAAAUCCAAUCUUGACAACCAUAUACAAACUGCUAGAAAGUUUGGCCACUUGUCGCAAAUGAAAUAUGACUUAAAAGAUUGGGAGAACUUUAAGCCUAAUGCAGAUAGUACAUGUAUUCCAUGUGUUGAAGAGAACACAUUCGCCUGCUAUAUGAUUGGCAAUAUUGACUUUCUUAAAAAGCUCCAACGCCGUAUUGCUGAACCCAUGAUCCUAAAUUUGUUCGAAUUCGAGCAAGAGAUCAAAGAUCUUAGUGAAGAUAUGAAUCUAUUGAUUUCCAAUGCUUCAGCAAAUUUGGAAAAAUUAGCUUUAAUUGAAGGUUGCCUCCGUGCCGUUGAGGAUCUAAAAGAGCAGAUUGAACAACAUAAUUUGCGGUUUCUGGGUACCAUGGAGGAGGUGCAGGAUAUAUUGGACUUUAAAUUGGAUAAAUUGCAAAUCCCUGCGCUUAAACGCUAUGUGACCAUCAACCUAAGCCGUAUUGAGGCACACAUAGCGGUCAUACAGAAUACGGUAGACUGUCCCAAGCCUCCAGGCAUCAUCAGUAGUGGACUGCGUUGCCUUUCUUGUGGCGAUCGAGAGGUUUGUGCUGAGAAAGGCGUUCAUGGGAUGAGCUUGCUACCGGAUGCCCACGCCUUUAUGACGGUGCGCAUGCCAAAAGUGUGCAAAUGUGCGAAAAAAUCUCUGAAACUGACUUUAGGUAGGAAUCAGACCCUUUUAAAUUCAAACAUCAUUCCUAAGCAGAUCAGAAAAACACAAACAGCUGCAGAAAUGCCUACUACGAGUGUUUACAUAGAUAACUGUGAAGCUAUUUGCGUAGAGAAUUUCAGUUUGUUCGAAGGCACCGAUGGGAACCUGUAUCGCAAAGGUUAACGACCCGCAUAGUUGUGGAUGUGUAAUCACAAUACAUGCGUACAUACACAUAUAUAUGUAUAUAUAUAUUUGCACAUAUAUUUGAAAUAAAUGACAUUUAGUUUCCUCUCGCAUAAUUAA